Molecule: messenger RNA, 732 nt
Organism: Diospyros lotus (date-plum)
Lineage: Eukaryota; Viridiplantae; Streptophyta; Magnoliopsida; Ericales; Ebenaceae
Exons: 2
Coding region: 1-732 (243 amino acids)
Source: RefSeq, a predicted model, not a curated record
AUGGACUAUCGAGUCAAACAUUCGUACACAAUUCAAUUUGAGGCUGGUUGCAAGAAUGUGAACUGCAAAUUUAUGCUUCGUGCAAGAUGCGGACCUGGUUGUUCAUUUUGGCAUGUGGUGAAAUUUAUGCCAAGUCACAUGUGUACUCUAAACGUCUACGAUUCACAUUUUCGAAGUGUGAAGGCUAUUGUCAUCGAAAGUUUGUUCUCAAAAAAAGUGGCAAGUAGUAAAUAUACACCUAGAAUGCUAAUGGGGGAGUUACUGGAGCAGCAUGGUGUGCAAAUUAUAUACACUAAAGCUUGGAGACCUUGCCUUCAUGGUUUCCGGUCUUACAUAAGACCGGUUGUUGCCGUUGAUGCCACACAUUUGAAAGAUGAACACAAAUGGGUGAUAUUCGUUACCACUUACAAAGAUGGGGAGGAAAUGAUUUAUCCCAUCGCUUUUAGAUUUGCAGAUGGUGAGUCUGACAGAUCAUGGAUAUGGUUUUUGACGAAAUUGAAAGAGGCUAUCGGAGUGCGAGAAGAUUUAGUCAUCAUUUCCGAUCAUCACCAAAGCAUUGCGAAUGCGAUGAGCCAUGUCUUCCCUUUUGUCCCACAUGUCUUUUGUUUCUUCCACCUUAAGCAAAACUUGAAGAAACAUUGUAGACAGAGAAAAGAUGUGAUGACUGCAUUCUACCUUGCAGCAUACAGUUACACCAUAAUAGAGUGUGAUACAUACUUGGCAGAAAUAUAG